Selaginella moellendorffii is the source of this 4290-nucleotide messenger RNA. Its product is annotated as protein lava lamp. Lineage: Eukaryota; Viridiplantae; Streptophyta; Lycopodiopsida; Selaginellales; Selaginellaceae. Bases 287 to 4237 code for a protein of 1316 amino acids. The record is from RefSeq and is a predicted model, not a curated record. The transcript is spliced from 13 exons.
CGCAUACAAGAUCCUAGCCGACCACGUGGCAAGGCGAGCGAUUCAAAUGAAUUACCAUGCCAGCCGAGCAUUACCAUGGCGUUCUUUGUUUUUAAUUUGACGGCGUAAGCUCUGGUGACUGCCCCGCAUACACGAUCGUAGCCGACCACGUGGCGAGGCCAUGGUGGCCGUGGCAGCAGACCAUUUCCAGGUUUAACGACUAACUGCUAUAACAUUGUCACGCGAACAGAGUGGCGGCAGCUCCGGCGGCGCAAUGCUCUCGGGGUAGCGCGAGCAUGAUCCAGCCAUGGAAGCUCUCAAUGGCGUCAAGAAGAGGCAUUUCAGGGUAGAGGGUUUCCAGUGGCCCUUCUCGCGCGUGGCUAUGGAGUGGAGGCCUGGCGCCGGCACCGCCAAGCGCAAGAAGAUCUCCAGCGACAUCAAUGUCGCCACUCCUCCUCCUCCUCCUUUACUUCCUCACCCUUCCUCACUCCUCUCCCUCCGGCAGCUCAAUCACUCACCACCACCGCACGAUCCAAACUUUCUCCGCGCGCUCCAGGCCAAUGCUCUUCGGACAAUGUCGGUGAAUGGGAAGGGCUUCCUAUCGAAUCCUUGGUCGAACAGGGCAGCUUGGUCCAGGGUCCAGAGCACGCUCGGGUCGAAGAAGGAUCACGGUGGGGAUUUGAUGAACAAGAAGAGGCAGCUGGAGCUGUGGGACUUGGCGGGGUUCUCUCGUGAGAAGUUAAAGCUUCUCAAUGAGAUUGAGGUGCUCAUCGACUCGGAGGAGAAUGCUUUGAACAUGGAAGCUUCUGCUAAGGCCGCGGAAGGACGUCUUCGAAGCUUGCUGGAUAUCUGCGUAUGCUCUCAAUGCCAGGAGAAUAUAGAGAACAGGAUAGCUCUACAAAGCGUGAGAACCAAAGGUUUGGACGAUGGCAAGGUUAUUUCAGCAAGAACGAAUGUAGCGACUGCAAAGCAAGAGGAUCAGACAGCACCAGCGCUGGAAGGUCCCAAAACCACGAAGCUUCCAGAAUCUCUCGAAAAGGAAAGAGAGAAGGAGAGGCGCUUCUUUCUUGGAAAUGUGAAAGAAGCCAUGGAGCGUGACCGGGUUGCGCUUGACAACUUUCUGCAGAAGCAGAGGCUCAAGCAUGAAGUGUCUAAGCAGAAACUUGGCGAGGUGAAGGGGAGCUUUCUUGGGAAGUAUCUGAGCUUUCUUGACAACUCACUGGACGAUGCUCUCCAAAAGGACGAUUUAAGCGACAAGCACGACCAGGAUUCAGAAGGUUUGGAGGAUCCUUCCAAACUUCGCAAGGAUCAAACUCCUGAGCUGGAACGAUCUUCUGAAAAGUCCGAUGAUCGUACCGAAGAAUCUAUUACAACUAGAGAAGCUGGAAGAAAACCUGCAGACGUUUCGCUUAGCACAGACGCGAAAAAGCUUCACGAGACAAUUCACAAGCUGCUGGACAAGAACAAGCAGCUCCAGGAGAUGCUCUCCGGGCGACAAAACUCGCACGAUCAUCAAAGACAGAACGUUAACGGGCUGGAGCACAUUACAAAGCUGGAGAUUUCUUGCAGCUGCAAGAGUCCGUGGGAGAUGAGGCCCCCGAGAAUUUUCAACUUCACCAGAAAGACGACGUCGAGAGUGUUGCAAACUUCUGGAGAGCUUGAUAUUGGGAGUCUUGAGGAAACUGCAGGGACAAGAACAGGCUACGAGGGGUUUCCUCAAGGCUACUCGUACCUCUACGUCUCUCCAGCUUUCGAGACAGAAAAUGUCGACCCGAACACGCAAACUCGUAACGAAGAUCGCUCUGCUAGUAAACACGUUGUGACGAAUCCCGUGAAGCUUCACAAGCUAAAGCAAGAACAGGAGGUGACGCACAGCCAGGAACAGAACUUUUGUCCAAAGUUCAAGCUCUCGUCACUGCCGGCGUUAUGCAGCAGCUUCACACAAACAACAUGUGAUUCCAGAGGUUUGAAGCAGCUUGAUUUACAACAGCCGAAAGUUCGUCCCCAGUUAGAAGAGAGUAAAGCGAAAACUGAUGAACAUUCACUAGUAGAAAGACAAGACAAAGCUGUCGACGCUGGAGACUCGAGUGAUGAAACUGAUGUUUCUAGCGCAAUGCUUAUAGACGUCAUCAGGAACUGGAGGAUGCAAGCUUUAGUACCGAAAGAUUUGCUGGAAAACAAAGACUCCUGUACUCAGACUGCUGUAAGCUUGACCGAGGUUGGACAAAUCACAGAGGGAAAGCCUGUUGUCGAGAAAUUCACACAAGGAGAUGCUUUGCUAGAACUCUCACUUCUGUGCCAAGAAGAAGAGAAUAAACUGAAAGCUUUGGAGGAACUUGAUGUCAAGGACUCUCACAACAAUCUAUCAGAAACCACGGAAAACUUUUCCGGUGACGAGCUCAUUGAGGUGACGACUCAACUUUCCGAAAGCGUCGAGGGCGUUGCGAGAGAUCGGUCAACCGAACAACUGGAGGCUGCGUUCAAGAGAAAAGAAGAGGAGCUUGAGAACAUAGUUCGCAUGAUGAGCUCCAAACUGGUGGAAAGCCAAGAUAGAGUUGAUGCGCUAGAGAAAUCUCUCGCAGAGAAGAACUUCAAGGUGGAAGAGAUGCUCGAGGUCUUGAAGACUUUUCAAGCCGAGGAAUCCCAGGACAGCUGCAAAAGGAUUGCAGCACUGGAGCAAGCGUUAGCCGAGAAAAGCUUUAGCAUGGACCAGAUGUCUCGGGCCUUGGCCACUGCGAAUUCUUACGCCGAGCAGCUGCGAAAAGAUUUCGAAGAAGCAUUCGAUGAUACACUGAGGAAAGAACUUGCGACUAGCCAAGACACUAUCUCAAACUUAGUGGAAGAAGCGGCCGAAAAGGACGUAAAACUCGAAGAGAUGAAGCUGGAAAUGGAGGCCAUUCAGAACCUAAAGUCCGCUUCCGAUGUGAGUCGCACUGGAUUGGAAGCGAAGGUAUCAGAAGAAAGACACAACGCGAGGGAGGCGUACGCGAGCUUGGAGUCUGUGAAAAGUGAGCUUUCGAAUUGCCAAGCCAAGGCACGGACGAUGGAAGAAGCUGUUGCACAGAGAAACGCCACCGUGCAAAGGCUGGCGCUUCAACUCAAGGAGAUGGAGAAUUCUCAGUCCGUGUUUGAGAAAUCCCAGGCCAUGCUAACCAGGCAGCUGGAGGGUGCUAGAAACAGUGUGAAAGAGAUGGUACAAAUUCUAGGAACCGAGCGGCUUAGCAACACCGAAAAAUACGUGUCUCUUGAGGAAGCCUUGAAUGCCAAAAGCACGAAGAUCAAAGAGCUGGAGCUCAAGGCACAGGAAAUGCAGAAGCUCAAGUCUGCGAUGGAGCUGGAGAUGAAGAAUGCAACAGAGAAUGCGAAGAGCUUGCAUGCCACACUGAGCACCGUCAAGCGUGAUCUCUCCAGAGCGGAUCACAAAACAGUGGCGAUGGAGCAGUCUCUCGCGGCAAAGGACGCAAAGCUACAACAGUUGCAAGACCAGGUGGUGGCUCUCGAGUUUGAGAACUUCCAGCUGCGAGGCCAGUCGAGAGCGGCCGAGAAGCAGUCCAGCGAUCACAAGCGCCAGUUCGAAGACCUGGUUGCCAUCAACGAGGAGCUUCUCAGCUUUUCUCAAGGAAAAGAGAACGAGCUGCUUGCAUGCCGGAAGAAAAUGGCCGGGCUCCAGCAGAAACUCUCGCAAAAAUCGGUGGAGUGUUCGUCGCUGAUGAAGGAGAUCGAGGCCUUGCAGCUCGACUCUGGCCAGACGCAAGCAGUGCUCAUGCGCGAGCGCUUCCGGGCGAUGAAGCAGAGCCUCGCGGACAGCGAGUACGAGGUGAGGCAGCGCGACGAGGCCAUCGAGAGGCUGUCCAAGAGCCUGGCAUCGGCGGUGGAGACCGAGGACGCGCUACUCCAAGAGGCCGAGCAGCUCAGCUUGCUGCUCAAGACGAGCCAGUUCAAGGAGCACGAGCUCACCGAUCGAUCCGGGCAGCUCCGCGCGGAGAAGCAGAGCUUGGAGGAAAGCGUUCGCGGGCUGGAGCGAAAGCUGGUGCUCGUGAGAGUGGAGGUGGCGGAGCUCAACGCGCAAAACUCCGCGCUCACGAAGGCGAGCGAGGACAAGGCGAAGGAGAUCGCGCAGCUGCGAAGAGAGGUGGAGCAAGCGCGAGGGAAGUGUCAGAUCCUGGAGGAGGAUUUGCUCGAGAAAGAGGGGCAAAUCGCCAUCCUCAAGGAGUCCUUCGCGGACGAUACCACGGCGUGGUUAAAGUCUUGUACAUAGCGAGAGGAAGAAGAUGGGUUAAGCUAAAUAAGGGAAAAUUGACUUAAUCUUAA